Myxocyprinus asiaticus (Chinese sucker) is the source of this 3114-nucleotide messenger RNA. Its product is annotated as sulfate anion transporter 1-like. Gene Ontology annotation, molecular function: bicarbonate transmembrane transporter activity; oxalate transmembrane transporter activity; secondary active sulfate transmembrane transporter activity. Lineage: Eukaryota; Metazoa; Chordata; Actinopteri; Cypriniformes; Catostomidae. Gene Ontology annotation, biological process: transmembrane transport. The transcript has 5 exons. Gene Ontology annotation, cellular component: membrane. The record is from RefSeq and is a predicted model, not a curated record. Bases 373 to 2508 code for a protein of 711 amino acids.
AUUCAGUCAAGCUAACCAGCUACGGCACACCGGAAAAUUCAGCAGUAAAGGCAUGGCAAAUGUAUUCUUCUGUCUACUCAUCUGCUCCUAUAAGGAGUGGAAAGAAAUCUCUGACUAUACAGCCUGCCAGACUCGACAAAGGAUGCCACAAUAUUGCUCAAUUCACAGCACUACAACAGCACUACAAGCAUAUGUUUAACCCAAGAGGGACACAAAACUACCGCCUUCUGCUUCUUCAGCCUAUGAAAACCACUGAUGUCUGGAAAGGGAGACGGCCUCAAGGUUUUUGCAUAUUGACUUGCACCAUUUCUUUCAUUUUGCUGGAUGGAGGCAGGGCAGAGAGAGGAGCUGUCCUAAAAGCCUCAUCAGUGCAUGAUGGGCACCUCGUCACUGGAAGCCAUGGAGGACCUAAACUCGGUGACUGCUUUGAAGCGCAAAGUUCGACAGAGGAGAAAAACAAGUGAGAUUAUCCAGAGCCAGUUGCAGCAAAACUUCUCCUGCUCAGUACCUAGAGUAAAGAGCACUCUAACAGGUCUCUUCCCUGUAGUGCAAUGGCUUCCAAAGUACAAGGUAAAGGAAUACAUAUGGGGCGAUUUGAUGUCUGGGCUCAUAGUUGGCAUCAUAUUGAUACCACAAGCCAUUGCUUACUGUCUGCUGGCUGGCUUGGAUCCUAUCUAUGGCUUGUACACAUCAUUUUUUUCAAACAUCAUAUACUUUUUUAUGGGGACAUCAAGACAUGUAUCGGUGGGUAUAUUCAGCCUCAUGAGUCUGAUGGUUGGACAAGUUGUGGACCGAGAGGUCUAUCUAGCAGGUUUUGAUAUGAACGAAGACACUAAGCAAAAUGCAUUUGAUGUUGGAUUAAACGGAACUGGAGAAACCAACACCACAGGAGUCAACUUGAAGAUCAUGGCAUUGACUAUGGAAUGUGGAAAGGAGUGCUAUGCCAUUAGCAUUGCUACAGCUUUAACAUUACUUGCUGGGGUCUACCAGGUACUGAUGGCUGUGCUUAGGCUAGGGUUCAUCUCAGUUUAUCUCUCUGCUCCUAUACUUGAUGGCUUUGCCACUGGUGCAUCGUGCACAAUUCUCACUGUCCAGGCUAAGUACUUGCUUGGCCUUAAGUUCCCUCGCCACCAAGGCUAUGGCACUGUUGUGGUCACUUGGAUCAACAUCUUCAAAAACAUUCAAAAGACAAACUUUUGUGAUUUGAUAACAAGUGCCAUUUGCAUAACAGUACUGGUUGCAGGAAAGGAGCUCCAGGAUCGGUAUAAGGAUCGUUUAAAGAUACCACUGCCCACAGAACUGGUGGUAGUGGGAGUUGCCACUAUGGUUUCCCACUUUGCUGAUCUAAAUGGACAAUUUAGCUCUAGUAUCUCAGGUGCCAUUCCAACUGGUUUCAUCCCCCCAAAGGUGCCCAGUGUUGAACUGAUGCCCAGGGUAGCAUUUGAUGCAAUUCCAUUAGCUGUCAUCAGUUUUGCAUUUACCAUUUCCCUGUCAGAGAUGUUUGCUAAAAAGAAUGGUUACACAGUUAGGCCCAACCAAGAAAUGAUAGCAAUUGGGUUCUGCAAUAUAAUUCCAUCUUUUUUCCAUUCUUUCACUACAAGUGCUGCUCUUGCCAAAACAAUGGUGAAAGACUCAACAGGUUGCCAGACUCAGGUCUCCAGUAUAGUGAGUGCCUUAGUGGUUCUUUUGGUCCUCCUCUUUUUUGCACCAUUUUUCUACGCACUGCAGAAGUGUGUCCUCGCCUGCAUUAUCAUUGUCAGUCUGCGUGGCGCCCUGCGUAAAUUUCGAGAUGUACCUAAGCAAUGGCGUGCGAGUAAGAUUGAAGCAGCUGUCUGGAUGGUUACCAUGAGCUCAUCUGCUCUAAUUAGCGUGGAGCUUGGACUGCUGAUUGGAGUGGUCUUCUCCAUGAUUUGUGUAGUGGGCCAAACUCAAAAUCCUAAGGUUGCACUACUGGGACAAAUUGAACAAACCAAUGACUAUGAGGACAUGGAAGAAUAUGAUAAUCUUUUGCCAGUUCCAAAAGUGAAGAUCUACCGUUUUCAGGCCCUUCUCUUCUAUGCCAAUAAAGACUUCUUUCUAAAAUCAUUAUACAAAGCAAUUGAUCUUGAGCCAUUCCUUGAAAUAACCCGCAGAAGAAAGCUGGAGAAAAAAGGAAGAGAAAAAGCUAAAAAGAAGACUAAUGGACUGGAGCAAACAAAUGGAGAUGUUAGUAUAAACUUGAUUUCAAAAGAGAUUGAUUUCCAUACAAUCAUCUUGGACUGCUCCUCCAUCUCCUUAAUAGACACAACAGGAGUGAGCACCCUUAAAAUGGUAUUAAAAGACUAUAAGGAAGUUGGUGUGAGUGUAAUUCUAGCAUGUUGCAACACAACAGUAAUAGAUUCUUUAAGGAGAGGUUCUUUCUUUGGGGCUGGUGACAAAGACAUGGAAAGAUUGUCAUUCCAUACCAUCCACAGUGCUGUUUGUUUUGCCACUGGUAUGGCACAACCAGUUAAUGACUCACCUGUGUAAUGUGUCCACAAAUGGGACUUAACAGCAAAAAAUAUUUUCAUUAAAAACAUAAAGAUAAACCUAUGUCAUUCCUAAAACAUUCAAAUCUGGGAAAAUGUCCUCAUGUUAAAUGGGUUUAUGCACAGUAAAAAGUUAAAAUGUUGUCACUAGGGCAGUGGUAGCUCAGCAGUUAAGGCUCUUGGUUACUGAUCAGAAGGUCGGGGGUUCAAGCCCCAGCACUGCCAAGAUGCCACUGUUGGGCCCUUGAGCAAAGCCCUUAACCCUAUCUGCUCCAGGGGCGCCGUAUCAUGGCUGACCCUGCACUCUGACCCCAGCCUAGCUGGGAUAUGUGAAAAAGAAGAAUUUCACCGUAUAUGUGCAAAUGUAUAAUGUGUGAUAAAUAAAGAAAAUUAUUAUUAUAAUUAUACCUUAAGGAGCUAAAUGAGGUAUUUCUACCUAACUUGACCCUUAAAAUAACUUUUGUUGGUGUAACCUAAAGCAGUCAUUGAUUGUCAGUUGAGUAAUAUUUCUGACUUGAAUGAAAUAUGAAGCAAAUUUUCAGGUUACUCGAAAAAACUGCAUUUAUGGCUCAAAUUAAAUCUCUGUGAUGAAACAGGCAAAUAACAA